Molecule: messenger RNA, 2562 nt
Organism: Trypanosoma grayi
Lineage: Eukaryota; Euglenozoa; Kinetoplastea; Trypanosomatida; Trypanosomatidae
Exons: 1
Coding region: 1-2562 (853 amino acids)
Source: RefSeq, a predicted model, not a curated record
AUGUUUUCCUCGCAGUUCGAUGACAACCCGUUUGCAGAGGAUGCCGGGGGGGAGUCCACGCUGUCAGACAUCGGCGACACAAACGACAAAAACACCAACAGGGACGAAAAGCGGCAACGCGACGACACGCACGCUGCGGAUGAGCCGCCGAAGAAGGUCGUUCGGCACGACGAUGCCAGUGAUGAGAACAUUCACACAAAAGUGGAUGAGAUGGAGGCCCCGGUAGAGGCAACAGAAACAACGACAGCGCCGCCGUACACUGGGUAUGCGAUGGAAGAUACAGAAGAAGGUGUCUGCGACAGUGAAGACAACUACAGCUCCCAAAUCUGCCGCGUGGCAGAGUUGGAGGCAACACAGCGACAGACCACCCGGUCGCACCGCUUCCGUCUGACGCUUGCGCGGCAGGAGAAUGAGGCACUUCGCACCUACAUAGGCCGUCUCCGCAUGUCCCUGAUGGAGAUGCGGCAGAGGCCGCAGAAAGGGGGCAGCCACGCUUCCGGCUUCGUGAAGGAAGCGCAACCACAGGCACAUGAGAACCCCUCCGCUCUUUCUACAAUGAUGGAUGCCUACGACAGCACCGCGCGGGGGAGGCGACUCGCCUCGCAUGUGCACUGGCUGCAGCACCUGGAAAGUGUCGAGACUAACCUGACUCAGGAGAGCUGCGCCACAACUGUGGACUCUGAGAGUUGGAUGCCCGCGCUGUCGCCAUCUUGGCAGGGCGUGGCUCCCUGUAAGCCCUCCAGCACAGCAGUGCAUCGGCUGGAAAACAUACAAAAAUCCCUGAAGAAGCUGUUGCCUGUGUUAGAUGCCCCUACAGCGCAGGUGGUGACAACAUUGGUGUGGGAAAUACAACGGCUCUCUGAAAAGAGCGACGCCUUGGGUGAGGUGGUCAACUCCUUAGAAUCGCAAGUCCAGGCGCUGCGUUCGAGAUGGAAGGACCACAUUUUGUGGGGAACGGAGCGUGGUCUUCUUGUUGCUGAGGAGCAGAUGAGUAGCCACUUGGCGGCCCUUUGCCCCACGUCGACAGAGCGACAGCUUUUUCAUCAGAAGCAGCAGCUGCAGAAGAGGCUGCACCGUGCUGAGGUAGCCAUCGGGGUCUUGCUUUCUGCUGCCACAGGCGUACGUUUGCAGUCAGUAUCACCUGCUACACUGCAAGCCGCUCUGCAACGCCAGGAGGAAUUGGAAAAGCUGCGGGAUCAGCUUAGUCGUGAGGUUCUAUACCUGCGAAAAAUGCUGUGGGACAAAUUCUCCUCGUCGCCACUGUCUGUGCUCCGUGCUGAGGUGGGCCAGCUCACAAAGGAGACAACGGAAGAAGGGCGGGUGAUUCUCCUGCAGCACUGCUGCGCCGCGCUUUCCCAGCAGCUAACCGGACUAACCCACCGAAUCAUCUCCAAGCUACUGAGAGGUUCAACAGCGUGCCCAUCAUCAGCUGAGCAGAGCGAGCAGCUGCUUGCGUGCGAGGAGGAAUUGACCACACUGCACGCUUCAAUCGUUGCAUUUCUUACGGAAAAUGCGCGGAUUCAGCAGGAGAUAAAAGAUUUGUCGCUUGUCAAAGUUCUGGCAGCUCAUGGUAGCGCAGCCCUCAUAUUUUUUGCCGAAAGACUACAGAUGCCAUUCCUGUACAAGCAGCCAGUGGGGGAGGAGAUGGGUAAUGGGAACAACGAAGGUGACAACAGUGUUGAGGGAAAUGAAGAAGAGUUGGAUGCCCAAAAGAUUCUCGCCGAUACUUUUAUGAAGAACACUGAAUGCCUCGUUGGGUUUCUCAACACGCAUAUGAAGGGCGUCAUGGGCCUUUUCACGGAAGAAAAGAAGCUCUGCGGAAAGAUUUCGUUUUUGCUGCGAAUGGCGGUUGCGGCGGAUCGGCUGCUCUUUAGGAAAGUUGGUGUGCUUCUCUCAACAGCUCCCACGGGGGACAUUGCAAAGGAGCUCGACGAGGUCCGUGUGUGCUUUGAGCAGCCACAGCACAUUCCACAAGAUCUUCCCCCGUUGGAUGCACUUCAAAAUGUUCUCCAGUCACACUCGAGUCGUCACGCAAAGGAGCUGUUAAAUCGUUGGAGUGCGGCGGACAAGGCAAGGGAGAAGUUGCAGGAGGACUUGGACUGGUGCAGUCAGCAGUACCCAAGACAUGCUGCAUCUGAGCUUCGAGAGGCCCAGAGAGAGCUACAGCAACUGAAGGCCUCGGUGGCGGCGGUCGAGACCCGAACUAAAGACACGGCACCACUCGAGGUUGAGCUGAAGAGUGGAAAGGAGAAACUCGCCCAGCUCCAGCAGGAGCAGCUAGCGUUGCAGAAAGAGCUGGCUGCCGCGGAAGAAGAGUGGCGACUUGUAGAGGAGAAUGAAAGAGCCAAGGCGUUGGCAAUUGGCUUUCCACAACCGAACCAUGAGCCCGAUGAAGAGGGCAACGUUGAGGUCGAUGAAGAGGGCAGCGCGGAGGCCGAUGAAGAGGGCAGCGCGGAGGCUGAUGAAGAGGGCAGCGCGGAGGCUGAUGAAGAGGGCAGCGUGGAGGCUGAUGAAGAGGGCAGCGCGGAGGCUGAUGAGGAGGUCAAAGACGAAGUCGCCUGA